This is a messenger RNA of Spodoptera frugiperda (fall armyworm), 2833 nucleotides long. RefSeq names its product nose resistant to fluoxetine protein 6. Gene Ontology annotation, molecular function: acyltransferase activity, transferring groups other than amino-acyl groups. Lineage: Eukaryota; Metazoa; Arthropoda; Insecta; Lepidoptera; Noctuidae. Bases 65 to 2020 code for a protein of 651 amino acids. The transcript has 12 exons. The record is from RefSeq and is a predicted model, not a curated record.
GUUAUGCAAGCGGCGAGCGCCGCGGUGCGCGUGCGCGUGCGCCGGCCGCGAGUUAGUGCGCACCAUGGCUGCGGCGCGCGCGCUCUCUCUGCUGGCGCUCUGCCACCUCGCCUGCGCCGGCGCCGGCGCUGCUCCUCACAUCAUCUUCGACUUAAGCGAUGAGCAGUACUACGAGAUGCCGCGGCUGUUCGCGCUGGACGAGUGGCCGGGCUGCGUGGCGGCGCGCGGCGCCUACUGCGUCGGCAGCUUCGAGCUGGCGCCGGCGCAGCUGCCGCACCCGCUCUACGACCUCAUGCAGGCUUACUCCGCGAACACGGUGGACAACUACAACCACACGCGGCUGCACCGCGGACUGUGCCUGCCCCGCAGCUGCGCCGCGCAUGCGCCGCCGCGCCCGCACGACCUGCACGAGGACCAGCUGCGGGACUGGUUUUCAUCGUGUGUGAACGCGAGCACGUUGUCUGGCUACAACCUGUCAGCGCAGCUCCUGCGGCUGGAGUACUGCACCCGGGGCGAGGCUCCCCCGCCGGACCUGACCCCCGCCGAGCGAGCCUUCGCAGGCUUCCUCGCCGCGCUACUGGCGCUCGCCGUCAUCAGCACUGCGCUGGACCUCACGCUCAGCGACCACGCCAGGAAAGGGUUGGAGUGGGCGCUGGUGUGGUCGGUGCCGGCGUGCUGGCGCGCGCUGUCGGCGCCGCCGCCCCGCGCCGCGCGCACCGACCUCGCCUGCUUCGACGGGCUGCGCGUGCUCACCAUGCUCGUCGUCAUCAUCGAGCACGUCUGCUGGAUCACCACGCAGACGUACCUCGCCGACACCAAGAUAUACGAACAGAUCCGCGGCUCCAUCGACGUGAUCCUGAUGACGAACAGUACGCUGGUGGUGCAGAUCUUCUUCAUCAUGUCCUCGUUUCUGCUGGCACACAAGCUACUGCAGCAGCGCCGGCGCGGGGAGCACGUGCCGCCCUUUUCCACCUUCAUGGACACCAUGUUCAACAGGAUCAUCAGGGUGAGUCCGUCGUACUGGGUAGUUGUGUGGUUCGCCGCGUCGUGGUGGCAGCGCACGGGGCGCGGGCCGCUGUGGGCGCCCAUGGUGGCCAGCGAGGCCGCCGUCUGUCGCCGCAAGUGGUGGACACAUCUGCUCUAUCUGAACAACAUCUUGUAUGCAGACGACAAGUGUCUGAUACAAACCUGGUACCUGGCAGCAGACAUGCAGCUGUACGCGGUGUGCCUGGCGCUGACGCUGGCGCUGUGGCGGUGGCGGCGCGCGGCGGUGGCGGUACUGACCGCGCUGCUGGUCGGCUCGGUGGCCCUGCUGUUCGGCCUGGCCUACUACUGGAACCUCGUGCCUACCUACGUCAUGCAUCGCCCUGAGUCGGUGUGGCUGGCGUACCGCGAGGAGCCGUCGUUCAACGUGCUGUACCAGUCGCCGCUGGGCAACGUGCCGGGCGCGCUGGCCGGCCUCCUGCUGGCGCACCUGCACCACGCGCUGCUCGACCUGGACGUGCAGCUGCCGCGGUACAAGAUAUUCGGUUGGCUGUCCGUGGCGGCGGUGCCGGUGGCCGCGUGGUGGGUGGCGGUGUCCCCGCUGGCGCUGGGCCGCGGCCCGCCCGCCCGCCUGCCCGCCGCCGCGCUCGCAGCGCUCGAGAGACCUGUGUUCUCCUUCUUCGUGGCCAUGGCACUGCUCGGUGCCAUGAAUGGAAUCCCAUCUGCGGUGAAGCGCUGCCUGUCCUGGCCGGGCUGGGCGGCGUGGGCGCGGCUGUCGUUCGGCGCGCUGCUGCUGCACAUGCCCAUCAACAAGUCGCUGGUGGCGGCGCGCCUCAUGCCCUCCAUGCUGGACCGACAGGCUGCGAUAUCCGAGUGGUUCGGCGUGGCGGCCGUGUCGUACAUGGCGGCGCUGCCGCUGGCGCUGCUGGUGGAGCUGCCGGCGCAGCGCCUGGUGCGCGCACUGCGCCCGGAGCGCGCGGCCCGCGCCCCCAGCGCGCCCCCGGCCCGCGCCCCCGCGGACAAGUCAGACCUGUGAGCUCGGUGCCCUACCGGCGGUGCUCGCUGCACCGCUCCGUAGUGCAUCCGUAGCGUGGGUACUGAGUACCUGCCACUCUGUUAAUGACCAACUUCAGUUUGGGUGGUUUAUUGUUAAGGCUGGACCUAGUCGGGUAUUUGUUACGAAAAGAGUUGCAUUCAACUUUUAUCCUACCAACUACCCGGACGUAAGUGUAAAUAGGCAUAAAUGUUCCAUUAUUUAUCUUGCACACAAGUAAAUAAACAAAUAUGUGCUAUGUAGAAUGCCGAGUUAAUAUUUAAACGUUAAAUAGAGUGGAUUGUCACUAAAUAAGUGAACGAACAUCUCUGUAAUAUUUAGUGUAAACUAAAUAUUCACAUUGACAGUUUUCAUGGGAUCAUAAUAUCAUCAUACAACAUAGUAGCUCCUUCCAUGCGGAGGCCCGUGGUAACUAUAGGGGCUUGGCUUCUAUUAUUUAUAAACCACUGCAGCGUUGCUGUAAAUAAUGUAAGCUAAUACAAGUAUUUAAUAAUGAAAUGGGCGCAGACGACCCACUUCCUAACUGCUGUAAAAGGCGAAUAAAUUAUGGUAUGGCUUUAUCUAGAGGGACUUAUUGUGAUAAUAGAGUGUAGUGUAAUGUCGUAGAGGGCGCCGCCCCCGCCCGUGGUGACAGACCUAGCUAAGCGUGUGGUAGUUAUGUUAAGAUGUAGUCUGUACGUGUAUAGCUCUCGAUGCACGAAGGAAUUGAUCUGAAAGAUGGUCAUUGUCAAACUGACUUAUAUUGUCUUCAGAUUCAUCUUGUAAUGGUGUAAGUAAAUAAAUCUGUACAGUAUG